Messenger RNA from Rubroshorea leprosula, 2092 nucleotides. The record is from the annotation of a GenBank genome assembly. NCBI's taxonomy places the organism in Eukaryota, Viridiplantae, Streptophyta, Magnoliopsida, Malvales, Dipterocarpaceae.
UGGGUGGGUGUCUAUCUAAAAAAAAAUUGAGCAGUUGAAUGAUCCGUUGCGAUUUAGUAGUAUUGGAUCUUAAAUUAAGGUUAUUUAUCCCAUAGAUAAGGUCUUUAAACUCAUGAAACUCAUUUCCCCCUCACCAUAUACGGUAAAUAAUGUCAAAUUGUUCAAAAAAAAAAAAAAUUGAGCGGUUAAUUUUUGCCAAUUUUUUGGAAAAAAUAAAAAUAAAUAUUUUAUUAGGAGUGAAAAAGGAAGACCAUUGGAUCUGGGCUCAGAAGAAUAAGAUCCACCCUUCACAUUCAUUCAUAGAAACCAUCGACCUCUCUCCCCUUAGCAUCCUCUUUGAAACCCUAGUCUGUACACCAUCAAACUCAAACCCAUCAUCUCGUCCUCCCCUCUCUCAAAUUGGAUUCCCAAAACCACCCCAUCUCCCAAAUUGGAUUUAUAAAACCACUUUUACUCUGGCAUAUUUGAACCUGAAACCACUAUCCAAGCCUCCAGGUUGCAGUCGUUGAUGCGAUCGAAUGAGUUGCAACACUGCGCUUAAAGAGUGAAAAAUCAAGGAUGGGUUCUCAAUUUUUAUGUUUCUUUCUUUGGAUUCUGAGGCUGAUCGGUGAAAACCCAUUGGUAAAGGACCAGAUUUUGCUCCUCAAUCAACUUUCGACCCUCCUCGAUCCCUAGUUCAUCUCGCCGGCAACUCUAGACUAGAUGCUUGUCUGGCAAUCGGAUUUCUCUAGAAGUUACUCGACUAUCUAUUUAGUGAGUAGAUAUGUUUUCUAGCAAGUGCUUGAUCUGUUUAUUUGUCUUCCAACCUAUGCGGUAUUAGCAUAUUGUUUUGAUUGUUUUGUUAUUAAGUUAAUUUUGUGUGUUUUUCUAUAUUGGUGAAUGGAGGAAGUGUCAAUGUUUAUUGUAAGGUUUGAGAACCCUUUCACUCUCUAUCAAUAAAAUUACUUUUGCUGAAAGAAAGUGUAUUGUUUUGCUUAAUUUUCUUUACUUGAAUUAAUUUUAUUUCCUAUUAAACACAUUCUUUUUGUCAUAAUUUUCUUUGCAGUUUAUACUUCUAUAUAAGAAUAUCUCUGUUUCAUAGGAAAUACUAACGAAGUAUUUUACUCCUUGGUUGGAGUUUGAUUCCUCACUUGCCUUCACUUAAUUUCAGCUAUAAGGGACUCUGUUCUCAUUCUGUUUCAAGUGAUUUUUGUCCUCUUUUUUUUAGUAGAAACAUCAAGUCUUAGCAGUGAAUGCACUCUUAGGAGUAUAGCACAGGCCUAUGGUUUAUGGUCUAAGGCAAUUUUUGUGCUCUAUUUCCAUGCAAAAUGUCUUUAUUUGGUGGGUACUAGAAUGCUUGUCGUCCUUGUUUACUUAGUAGAUUGAAAGUAUUCUAUGUUUAUGUUGUAGUUUGGAGGAAUUGAUUCUAUUGAAAAAUUAGAAUUCUUUUAGUUGUUUUCCUUUCAUUUAUUUAAGCAUAUUGUUUUUUGAAUUUGUAAGUCUAUUAAUAAAUUAUGGAAAAGGUGGAUUAUAGACAUAAAGAAUUACUAUUCCUAUUUUUGUAUUUUUUCUUCUUGAUUUGUGGAAGAUAAGAAUAAGGGAGAAUUAAUUUUGCUUAUGCAUUUUACAUCUACUUGAUGCUGUAAGCUAAGGUACUAAUUUUAUUGUGUUGUGUUAGGCAUAGUUAUCAAAGAUGGUUCUUGAUGUCAAUAUAUCUCGCAUGGAUUCACAUAAUAUUUUAGGUUUUUAAAUCCGACAUUUCUACUUUGCUUUAUGUCAUUGGAUCAUUUUAAUGGUUUACUGAUAUCACUGAUUUCUAUUUUUCCUUGAAUUCAAGCUAGUGCAAAUGUUAAUGUUAAGUUGUGCAUGGAAAUUUGCGGCAAUCAAGGUGAAAAGAUCGAGACUUGGAAAUGAGCAUAUAUAUAGCCAAGAUUUGGUAUCUCUGGUUAAGGCAGAAUUUCAACUAGAGACCUUGUAUUUUUUGAUAGUCUUGGAUGGUAAAUUAAACUCUUGUAUUUGAAGAUCCAUUUGUUGAUAUUAUGGAAAAUUAUCGUUUAUAAUGUUAUUGUCAAAUUUAUUCUUUCUAGCUAUUUAAUUAAGGUUUGUCUUUUAA